CCAUUCACCUUUUUGCCUUCUUGCUCCAUGUACGUCUUCCGCGGAAAAAGAAAGUUGCGCGAGUUGAGUUCGACGUCAGCUCCACGCGGCAUCCUUUUCGGAUUUUUAGGAGCAGGAGAUGACGUCAGGUAAGGGCUUUUUCUGUCGGAUGGUUGUUUUGCUUUAAAUAGCAGAUGGGGGAGUAGAUGUGUUUCUUAGGUAUAGUGAUUAAAAUGUGUUCUUAGUUACAUUAAUAUCUUUAUUGUUGUGCCACCCCCUCAUCCGACAUUUAGUAUUAAAAUAUUUAAAAAAAAAAUGAACGUGGCAUUUGCAUUUUUUCUGCUUUUGCUCCUAGCAAAACAGUUUUAAAAGCGAAGCCAACUACUGGCUGACUGGCUGCCUCUUUGUUCGCCGGAGCUGACCUCCUUGACGAAUCCCUUGUCUGAAUCUUCCUAGUUGUCGCAAAAGCCAGAAAGGAUGGUCGACAACAGCCGCUUUUUUGUGGUUUCCAACAUGACGGAUAUCACGGAGGCCAAGCCUCAUGGAUGUAACAACGGGGCUCUCAUGGACCGUUUUGGAGUUCUCAUCCAGGGUCUGCUUGCUGUCGUUGCCUUCAGCACUUUGAUGUUGAAGAGGUUCAGGGAACCAAAAGAUGAGAGACGGCCAUGGAGAAUCUGGUUUUAUGACACAUCUAAGCAAGCAAUUGGUGCACUUUUUAUCCACUUUGCCAAUGUUUUCUUAUCAAAUCUCACAAAAGAGGACCCAUGUUCCUUAUAUCUGAUGAAUUUCUUGCUGGAUGCAACUCUGGGAAUGCUUGUGAUCUGGGCUGGAGUGAAACUUGUGUCUUGGAUAGUGGAGUAUAAGCAAGUGACAUUAUUAACAUUUGGAGAAUAUGGGGACCCACCACAAGCAGCUGCAUGGAUUGGCCAGUGUGCACUAUACUUGCUUAUCAUGGUCUUUGAAAAAACUGUGAUUAGCCUUGUUCUUCUCAUUCCUGGUUGGAGCAAACUUCAAGAAGUUUUGCUGGACUACAUCCCAAAUCCACAGCUGGAGCUAGUGCUGGUUAUGCUGAUUGUGCCUUUCAUAGUCAAUGCAAUUAUGUUUUGGGUGGUGGACAGUUUGCUGAUGCGAAAAUAUAAAAACAAGAAGGCUCUGGAAACCUUGGAAAAUAGUUCAAGUGCAGAAAUCUCGGCUGCAUCAGUCAGUGAAGAAUCACAGGUACUUCUGGCUGCGGAACAUGGCAGUGAACCUUCAGAGACUGAACAAGAGGGAGCAGACCUGAAUUUUAACGAAGCCGAAAGAAUGAGUGUCCCGUAUUGUGAGGUUGUUUAGGGAACAACUACGGAGUAUUCUUAUGUGACCAUUACUCUGCAUUACCUUCAAAAUUGCUCAAAUGAUUCCCUUCAAAUAAAGUGUGUGUAUUGAAUCAUAAAUGGAGACAUACUGCACCUUAAAAGAUUAUUAACACUCUUGAGUUUAAUAUGCAUCCAUUUUAAGGUGCUCAACUAUGCCUUACAAGUGACGUUUUGAAUGUCACUUUUGAUUAUAUUUUCAUUUUAUUAAAAAGGUAAAGGGCACCAUUAUUGUUCAGGUUACAGCUAAAUUAUCCAGAAAACCAAUGUUUAGUUAUGUGUUGUUUUACUUAGUCUCAAUGUAUUCACGUCUCCACGUGUCAUUUAAGUUACCUUUGUUGACCAUUAAAUGCAAGAUUCACAGUUUGCUUCGGAGAUGAAUUUCCUGUGCUUUGUUUACACUAUACCAUUUUAAAAAUGUUUUUUCUUGAGUAAAGGUGGGUGCACUCCUAAUUUGUUGAGCAAGUAAUUUAGUAGGAUUUGUGUUAAUAAAAACUUGAGAGUGUUUUUUUUUUUUUUUUGUUUUUUUGUUUAAAUUGCCUUUCUGUCAACUGGACCAAAUUUCCUGGUGCUAUGGCAAGUGCUGCAGAGUAUUCAGUGUUUACAGAGCAGCUGAGAGGAGAGUUUAAUAUUUUUUCACUUGUCUUUGAAAUAGUCAUAACUGGGACAACAACAAUGUAUUUCAGCUGCCUUUUCUGAUAUUUUAAAGACCAAGGCACUUUAAAUGUGAUGUGCCCAAAGCUAAGCAAUAAAUAGAAAUAUAAACGGUGUUUGUAUUAUGUAGUGCAAGAUAUCUUAUUUCCCAAAGUAGGGCAUUUUAUUUAUCCAAAGCUGAACUUUUUGAAUGAAUGUACUUUGAAAAACAAGUUGGGAUGUAUUGUUUAUUUUUUAUUCAACUGCAGAUGAGAAUACCAUAUAUUUAUCUUUCUAUACAAGUAAGUAUUACUCAGAAAUGUUUUUGAACCACUACAGUCUCCGUUAUCCUUACAUACAGAAUGUACCAGCAUAUGAAAAAGUGGUUACAUGUGAUAAUAAUGCCGUUGGACAAUACAAAUUUACAGAAUUUAUAGUUAUUCACAGAUAGGAACCUUCUAGCAUAGAAAUUUUUUUCAUUUAAUUAAAAAUGUUAUAAAUGUAAAACUGAAAUUGUACAAAAUGUCUGAAUUAUUUGCAUGUUUAUUUUUUGGAGCUUGUCAAUAAAUACGUGAGCUUUUUUCUACUCUGUAA
Molecule: messenger RNA, 2558 nt
Organism: Erpetoichthys calabaricus (reedfish)
Lineage: Eukaryota; Metazoa; Chordata; Cladistia; Polypteriformes; Polypteridae
Gene: tmem110l
Product: transmembrane protein 110, like
Exons: 8
Coding region: 457-1311 (284 amino acids)
Cellular component (GO): membrane
Source: RefSeq, a predicted model, not a curated record